GCACUUAGAUCCAAUCCUCAAAUAGCUCGCGAUCGGUCCUACUGAGCAAAGAUCUAACAUUUUCUCGUCACCGUUAUCUGCUCCAGGUGUAACUUGAACCUAAUGGCUAACAUUCCUCACGGCGGUAUCCUCAAGGACUUAGUUGCCAGAGAUGAACACAUCUCCGCUCAGCUUCGGGAAGAGGCUGCAGGUCUCAAAGACAUUGUCCUCACUGAACGUCAACUUUGUGACCUCGAGCUCAUCCUCAAUGGAGGUUUCAGCCCUUUGGAGGGCUUCAUGAACGAGGCGGACUACACAAGUGUCGUCGACACCCUUCGCCUUGCCGAUGGAACCCUUUUCCCCAUGCCUAUCACCCUCGAUGUCUCGCAUGCCGAUGUCCAAAACGUUGGCAUCACUGCCGGUGCUCGCCUUACUCUCCGUGAUCCCCGCGACGACUCCGCACUCGCCAUAAUCACGGUUGAAGAUGUCUACUCCUUCGACCGCGUCAAGGAGGCAGCCCAGGUGUUCGGCGCCGAUGACAUCGCGCAUCCCGCUGUCAAAUACCUUCGCAAGCAGGUGAAGGAUUACUACGUCGGCGGGAAAGUGCAGGCGAUCCAGGCUGUCCAGCACUUCGACUAUGUCGCUUACCGCUACACCCCUACUGAGCUUCGCGCUCACUUUAAAAAGCUUGCCUGGCGCAAGGUCGUAGCCUUCCAGACCCGCAACCCGAUGCACCGCGCCCACCGUGAGCUUACCGUCCGUGCUGCCCGCCAACGGCAAGCCAAUGUUCUCGUCCACCCCGUCGUCGGUCUUACCAAGCCUGGUGACGUCGACCAUUACACCCGCGUUCGUGUGUACCAGGCCAUUAUGGCCAAGUAUCCCAAUGGGAUGGGUCAGCUUGCCCUCCUUCCCCUAGCCAUGCGAAUGGCUGGCCCUCGCGAGGCUGUCUGGCACGCGAUCAUCCGCAAAAACUACGGCGCGACCCACUUCAUCGUUGGUCGUGAUCACGCCGGCCCUGGAAAGAACUCGCAGGGUGUCGACUUCUAUGGUCCCUACGACGCUCAGGAGCUCGUCUCGAAGUUCAAGGAUGAACUACAAAUUGAGAUGGUCCCCUUCCAGAUGAUGACAUAUGUCCCCUCCUCGGACGACUACCAGCCAACAGACGAGAUUGCAGCUGGUGUUCAGACCUUGGACAUCUCCGGAACGGAGCUCAGAAGGCGGUUGAAGUCUGGUGCCCCUAUUCCCGAUUGGUUCAGCUACGAUGCCGUUGUCAAGACUCUCCGUGAAAGCUAUCCACCGCGGGACAAGCAGGGCUUCGUCCUCUUGCUCACUGGCUAUUACAACUCUGGUAAAGACAUCAUUGCCAAAGCCUUGCAGACCGCUUUGUACGAACAGGGCGGACGGAGUGUGUCACUCCUCCUAGGCGAGUCUGUCCGUGGUGACUCGGAUGCGCCAACUAGCCUCACUCCUGAGGAGCGUCACGCCAAUCUGGAGAAGAUUUCUUUCGUCGCCACCGAGCUUACGCGAUCUGGUGCUGCCGUCAUUGCUGCACCUACCGCACCCGAGGAGCGUUCGCGGGCCUACCUCAAGGACAGCGUCGUUUCCGGUGGUGGCGCGGGUGGCAACUACUUCUGCAUCCACGUCGCUACUCCAUUGGAGCACUGCGAGAAGACCGACCGCCGGGGCGUCUAUUCCAAAGCCCGGAGUGGGGACAUCAAGGGCUUUGUUGGCGUGGAUGCGCAGUACGAAGCACCAACGGAUGCCAGCCUUGUGGUGGACACCACAUCGCAGAGCAUUCCUGAGAUCGUUCACAGCAUUGUCCUCCUUCUUGAGACCAACGGUCUCGUGUAAACUGCAACGAUAUCCCGUAGAGGACAAAAUGACGUUGAUACCCCAUUAACUAACUUAAGCAUCGACUAUAUGGGAGACGUUUCGCGAAGCCUGUGGUGCAUAUCAGCUUAUGUAUUUAGAGAGCAUGCCAUUUUUGUAUCCGGACUUUCAUGUACGCACUAUAGAGUAUUUGUAUGUCUCACCGUGGAGGUUCGAUGAGAACAAGGUCCCGACAUUGACACUCCGAUAUUCCAAACAUACAUAUGGCAUUGCACUUUGGUAUUCUGCUUUGGAUGCCGAGGGAUUUGGUUGCCCGCGACCGAGUCGGACUUUAUGGCCUUGUACCUCGCCUGUGCUCAUGUUCAACGUUCAACUUGAACUCG
Messenger RNA from Coniophora puteana RWD-64-598 SS2, 2192 nucleotides. RefSeq names its product ATP-sulfurylase. Lineage: Eukaryota; Fungi; Basidiomycota; Agaricomycetes; Boletales; Coniophoraceae. Bases 103 to 1830 code for a protein of 575 amino acids. The record is from RefSeq and is a predicted model, not a curated record. Gene Ontology annotation, molecular function: sulfate adenylyltransferase (ATP) activity; ATP binding; adenylylsulfate kinase activity. Gene Ontology annotation, cellular component: cytoplasm. Gene Ontology annotation, biological process: sulfur amino acid metabolic process. The transcript has 7 exons.